This is a messenger RNA of Linderina pennispora, 1191 nucleotides long. RefSeq names its product MFS general substrate transporter. Gene Ontology annotation, molecular function: transmembrane transporter activity. The transcript is spliced from 5 exons. The coding region runs from base 20 to 1111 and encodes 363 amino acids. Gene Ontology annotation, cellular component: fungal-type vacuole membrane. Gene Ontology annotation, biological process: transmembrane transport. The record is from RefSeq and is a predicted model, not a curated record. Lineage: Eukaryota; Fungi; Kickxellomycota; Kickxellomycetes; Kickxellales; Kickxellaceae.
UCAACAGUCAUAUUUUCAAAUGCCGCUCACAACCGCUUGUCCGCAGGAAGAAGCUCCUAUUGCUUCAGUCGAUGAAAAGCCCAAUGCUUCAAUAGAAUCUGACACUGCUUACGAAGAGGAUAACCCGCCGAUGCUCCAGUCCUGGAUAGUGCUGAUGGCCGGGUUCAUCGUGCACAUGUUUUCGUUCGGCAUCGUCAGCAGCUACGGCGUCUACCAAGUUGAGUAUCUGCAUCCAUGUUCGUCCUGGAUUGGAACCAUGAUGUUCUUUGGAAACGCGUUUUUCGGACUAUUCGCCAGUAUGGCGUGCGAGAGGUUCGAUGCACGGUACAUCAGCAUGGGCGGCAUCCUGGUUAUUGCCAUGUCGCUAAUCGCAGCCUCGUUCUGCAUAACCCCGUGGGCGCUGCUUCUGACGCAAGGGAGUGCAUGGCUGGUGAGCCUGGGACGGCCGUGGGCGAUGCGCAUCACUGGGUUCAUUAUCCUGGGCGCCGGCAUGCCGGCCAGCUGGCUGCUGAAGCCGCGCACGAGAAUAGUGCGCCAAGGCAAGCUGCUUGACUUUUCGCUGCUGCGUGAUAUCCGCUAUGUGCUGCUGCUCAUUGGCAGCUCGCUGUCGAUGGCCAGUGUGUUCACACCGUAUUUCUACAUGUCGUCAUAUAGCGUGGUCGUUCUUGGCAUGAGCCAGGACUUUAGCACAAAGCUGCAGAUGCUGCUUAACCUGACAUCUUUGAUUUCCCGGGUUGUCAUUGAUCUGGUUUCGCACCGAGUAGGAGCUCUGAACACGCUGGUUGUGUCGACAUUUGCUGGCGCCCUGGGGAUUAUUAACAGCACAAUGCUGAUUAUUGCAGCUACCAUAUACGGAAUCUCGUGGGGCAUCAUGCCAACGCUGCAUCCGGUGGUUGCUGCAGAUCUGUAUGGCUCAGAGCGCCUGAACAACACGCUGGGAGUCAUUUACUUUGGCUACGCUGUGGCUACCCUGCCAUGCUGGAUACCAUUGGAAACAAAACCGACUACUUCGAGCAUGAUCAUUUACUGCUCGGUGCAGCUUCUCUGCUCGGCAUUAGCGAUGUUGGCGCUGCGACUGCUGAUCUCGAAAAAGUUCCUCUACAAGUGCUAGGCUAGGGACUCCUUAUCUGAUUUAGCAGCUUGGCAAGUAGCUAUUGUCUGCAUUAAUAUAUUGUUUUGUGUGUGGGCAAA